UGGUCGAAUCCCAACCUCCUGUGGCGGGUCAAACGCCUUCUACUCAGCUCGCCAAAAGACCUUCUGCUUCCCGAGCUCAGAAGCUAACCAUCUCCACCCAUAUGGAUUCGUAUGUGGUGGAUAAUGCUGCCGGUCCUCACGGAUCUACGCUGAUCUCGGAUGUAAUGUCCCGGAUCGGCCAGAGCUACGGCAGUUUCGAGGCUCCUCAGUGGCAGUGUCUAACUGGCACUCGAGACCGCACUGUCCUGUACGAGAAGAGUAUCGAGCACACUGCUGCGGCUCUUGCUUUCACUGCCCAGCUCAAUUACGAGCUGAACAACGAGAUCCAUUCGAGCAGGACCCACGCCCAAGAGGAGAGGGACCUCCACCUUAGAGCGAAUGAUGACCUGAAGGUGGCGAAUACUAAGCUCGAGGCAGUGGUUAAGGAGCGUGAGGAAAUGGCCAAGGAGCUCGGAAAGCUGAAAAACGAACUCGAGGAGCAAAAGAAAGAUAACAUCCAGCUUCGGGAGACCAAUAAGAAGCUCGAGGAAGACAAGGCCGUCACCCUCGACCUUAUGGAGGAUAUCAAAACCCGCCUUACUGCCGAGUACAAAGAAAAGAAGGAAACGGCGGUCGAUUCAGCCAUGUACCGGAUGUGGGCCUAUAACGAAGAACUGGACACCAGUUUUUUGGGUCCCCACGAGGCGUCCUUCCUCGAACGAUGGAAUGCUCAGCUCGAGAAGGAAGAGGCUGAACGGCUCGAGAAAGAGAAGGCUGAGCAGCUCGAGAAGGAAAAGGCUGCUCCGGGUACCGUUUCGGAGGGAGCUCAGGAGGAUAGUCAUGCUAUUCGUCCUGAGAGGUCCGGUGCCGCUGAGAAGGCCAAGGAGACUCCUCUUCAUUGAGUCUGACCUCGGGGAGAUCAGUCAUCGGGGCUGCGUCCCCUUAUGUAAUUAUUGUGAAUUACGCCCAUGGGGCUGAUACAAUUUCUUUAACUAAUUUAAUUUUUUUUUUUUUACAUGCCUUACAUUUCUUGGCUCGAAAUAUUUUGCACAUUCUUAUAAUUGAUGAACUCGUUUAUGUUUAUUUAUGCAUACAAACAUAGUUUGGAUUUUAGGCUCGAAAUUCGAUGCAUUCAUGCAUAGUUUAUUCGAAUUAUCCGUUUC
Humulus lupulus (European hop) is the source of this 1142-nucleotide messenger RNA. RefSeq lists its product as uncharacterized. The transcript is spliced from 2 exons. The coding region runs from base 102 to 881 and encodes 259 amino acids. The record is from RefSeq and is a predicted model, not a curated record. NCBI's taxonomy places the organism in Eukaryota, Viridiplantae, Streptophyta, Magnoliopsida, Rosales, Cannabaceae.